UCACCAGCUAGGAAGCUAUUAUUUACAGUCUAUGCUAGAAACAUACAGGGCGCUUUCGAGGAUAAAUGUUGUCUAGUCCCUUUCAAAGGUUGUUGCAUAAUGGGAAUACAAAUUGUCCGACUGCGCCUGUAGUAUAUGAAGCUAUACACCUUUAAUGUUGAUGUGAUCAACGGUCAUUCGGUUUUUUUAUAAAGUCGCCUUCAAGUCACUGGUCAUGACUAGAAGGGAUCCAGCUUUUGUAAAAUAACGUCGAAGGGUGUCAAAGGCUUGCUGACUACAUUGAAGGAGUGAAAGAAAACGUUGAGUCUACCACCCAGGUGCUCAAACACAAUUGUGAGAUGAAUAAACAUGAUGAAGGCUUCUACAAGCUCGGGGUUUACUAUGUCCAAGGGAAAGGGGAAAUUGCAGAUAAUCUGAAGAUGGCCUACUCCUGCUUCAUGACGGCCUACAGCAGUGGUGAUUGCAGUGUGAGUCGGACACAGGCAGAUAAACACACCCACUCUCUGAGCCGUAAAGAAGAGGCAGCCAUACCUCAGCUCUCAAGCACAAUGCCCAUCUGACACACAACUAGUAAGUACAAGAGUGCACACACUGAGGAUGAGUAGUGCUGUCCUGCACUGACAGACAGAUGGUGUGGGAAUGAUGGACCUCCCCAAUGGCCAAUCAAGCGUCACCACCGCUGCUGCAACUGCCUCGGAGAAGAGCAGCAGCUCAGAGUCUCUCAGUGAGAAGGGUUCUGAGCUGAAGAAGAGUUUUGAUGCUGUCGUCUUCGAUGUCCUGAAGGUUACCCCUGAGGAGUAUGCAGGUCAGAUCACUCUCAUGGAUGCUCCGGUGUUCAAAGCCAUUCAGCCUGAGGAGCUGUCAAGUUGUGGCUGGAACAAGAAGGAGAAGCACAGCUCUGCCCCUAAUGCUGUGGCCUUCACCCGCAGGUUCAACCAGACGACUUUCUGGGUGGUGAGGGAGAUCCUUCAUGCUCAGACCCUGAAGAUCAGAGCUGAGGUACUCAGUCUGUACAUCCGAACUGCCAAGAAACUGUGUGACAUAAACAAUCUGCAUGCAGUGAUGGCUGUGGUGUCGGGCCUACAAAGCGCUCCCAUCUAUAGACUCUCCAAGACGUGGGCGUUGUUGAGUCGGAAGGACAAAGCAACGUUUGAGAGGUUGGAGUAUCUCAUGGCCAAAGAAGACAACUACAAGCGUCUGAGAGACUACAUACGCAGCCAGAGCAUGAACUCCUGCAUACCAUACCUGGGUAUGUAUCUGUCUGACCUGACGUAUAUAGACUCAGCGUAUCCCUCUACUGGCAGCAUCCUGGAGAAUGAACAGAGAUCCAACCUCAUGAACAACAUCCUGAGGAUAAUAUCUGACCUGCAACGCUCCUGCACUUACGAUAUACAAGUGUUGCCUCAUGUCCAGAAGUAUCUCAACUCAGUCAUGUACAUCGAGGAGCUACAGAAGUUUGUGGAGGAUGACAACUACAAGUUGUCGUUGAAGAUCGAGCCAGGCUCCAGCACCCCCCGCUCCACUGCCUCUAGAGAGGACCUUAUAGGUUCGGAUGCAUCUGCGUCUCCUCUGUGUGGCCGUAAGGGCCCCGUUGCAGACGGAACCAAAGUCCCUCCCACGCCCCCUUCCCCCCGGAACCUCCUCCCCUACGGACACAGGAAGUGUCACAGCCUGGGCUACAAUUUUAUUCAUAAGAUGAAUACGGUAGAGUUUAAGAGCGCUACAUUCCCCAAUGCUGGUUCUCGUCAUCUAUUGGACGACAGCGUCAUGGAGAGCCACACCCCUACGAGAGGACAGGCCGAGAGCUCAACGCGCUCCAGCGGCAUCUCACUGGGGAGCAGUGAGGGUUCAGAACUCAGUGAAGAGAUGUCCUGGCCAGCCUUUGAGAGGACUCGGUUCUAUCACUCUCUGGGCCCUGUGACCCGCGUGGCCAGAAUCCCCUACAGAGGAGGCCUGAGGCCCAGCAGCUCUGCUGAGUCUGAGGAGUUAGCAGUGCACCUGUACCCUGGAGCUGUCACCGUGCAGGGAGUCCUACGACGCAAAACUGUCUUCAAGGAGGGCAAGAAACCCACAGUGGCGUCUUGGACCAAGUUCUGGGUGGCUCUGUGUGGAACUCAGCUCUACUACUACCAUGCCAAGUCCCUAAAGGCCACAGAGAGAAAGCACUUCAAGUCGUCUAGCAGUAAGAGUGUGUGUGUUGUGGGGUUAAUGGCCAUCAUGUCAGACGACCCUGAACAUCCCAACGUCUUCCUGCUCACAGACUCGGAACACGGUAACACCUAUAAAUACCAGGCAGGGAACAAAAUGAAUGCCCUUCUGUGGUUCAAACACCUCAGUGCUGCCUGCCAGAGCAACAGACAACAGGUCCCAGCCAAUCUGAUGUCCUUUGAAUGAGUGCUGCUGUAGAGAACGGAGCGAUAGAGCUAAAAUAGAGGGCUAGUGACUCAGCACCAGGAGCUUUCACUGCCAUGACCCCUAAACUAUAACCCUAGACCCCAGCCCCACUGGAGCCCCACCUGCCACCACUGCCUUAACCUAAGGAGCCGUGUGUGUGUGUGUGUGUGUGUGUGUUUGUGUGUGUGUGUGUGUGUUGAAGCAGUGGUUAUUAUGGUUGCAUAGACUACUGAAUGAAGACCCAAACCACUUCUUCUCUCUCGUUCUCUCACUCUGUUGUUUUUGCCUGUGGAACUAUGGGAUGUCUCCUCUCCUCUUUCUUGGAUGCUUCUUAAGGAUGGAUGGACAUGAUUUAUCCUUGUUUUCCCUCACUCCCUCUCUUCUUGACAUACUGUGCUCUGGUGGAAGACAGACUCUGCCCUUUCUAGGGCUGGACUCACACACACAAACAAUACUGGACUAACCCAAAGGAAUGGGAUUUCAAACACACUUUUCUUUAUCACACUUUGGUUCACAAACUCCCACACACACACAACACUCCGAUGGUCUCUUCACACUUGAGUUGGGCUCACAAAACGGACACUUUUUACACACAUUCACUCCCCCCUUCUGAGAGUGUGUGUGAUUGGCCUGUGUGAUUGGCCUGUGUGAUUGCAGCAUUGUGAACAUUAAGGGCUCUGAUUCUCAAAUCUAUUCCAGCAGAAACCACUCCCACACACGUGUCCUGAAUGUAUCCUACUGUUUUAUAUUCCAGAGCCUCUCCUCGCCGUAUGUGUGUGUGUGUUGGGGGGGGGCACACUAUAUAUGGUAAGUCACAUCACGGGAAUGAUAAACCCAGACUCUAAGCUUUCCUCUAUUCCACCUUUAUGGACCCAGUUAUAUUGCUCUUAUAAACAGGCUUUAUAUGUUGUUCUCUCUGGACCGCUGUCUGCUCUGUCCACAUGUUAAAGCUUGAGAUUCACCAGAACACACGCGUGUACACACAAUAACACUAAAGACUUGAAAGCUGUGAAAAAGUGAACGAUGGAAUGUUAACCCCAGAAAAAUCAAUAUCUCCACUUCCUUUUUUUGUUAUUGCUUGAACAUAAGAGGGAGCUACAGGUCCUGACCUGAUCUGCUUUACACAUCUGAGUGUGUUUUAUAUACACACACACACACACACACACACACACACACACACACACACACACACACACACACACACACACAAGCUAUCGGGAGCCAUUCAGAAUCCAUUUGAAUGAUUGUUUUUGUUGGUUAGUGUUUUCUGUUACCUUGGUGGUGUUGUGAUGGACGUAUCAGCAGUAUUACCCUGUAGAUGACUUGCACAUGUCUAGCUUAUUUUAAUUGUCUUUUACAUUUCAUUUCUGGCCUCUUCCCUUUUUCUUAUUUUUUAUUUUUUUGAACAUGUUGUCCCUUUACGUGUUUUUGAUUUUAUUUGUGUAGUGUUUGUUUUCUCACCUAUGAGUUUGUCACAUAGGGUUACGGUACAGAUCUACUGCUCUAUUGCCUAGUCCCAUGUCGUCCUCUAAACCCAUCGCCUGGUCACUACUCAUGGCAUCUUCAAUUAAAGCUAUGGAUAGGUGUAAGCAAGUUGUUGGUGACUCCACCUCAUCCUCCAAUUGGCUGAGAGAAACUUCCUCCAUAUUGCUUACACCUAUCCAGUCCUGUCAGAUCUGUGAACAGUUAAGGAGUACGAGCUAACCAUUUGAAGUGGACCCAGCCAGAGUCUGUAUGGUUUGGGACUCAACCCUGAGUGUGUGCCAAUGUACCAAACACACAUUUUUAUUCAGAUUUUGGAGAAAGUGUUACAAUUAGAACAAAUUUACUGAAUACGUUCUUGGGAAAGGAGAAAGGAUGGUGUGGUCACAUUCUCCUACUACUCUCAGAAAGGACUUAAACCACUAGUAGAGUGUUAUCUUGCGUUCUCCUGACUGUUUCCAUCUCAACCUGACAGUUAGGUUAGGUCCUGACUUGUAACAAUGGUUUACAUCUCCCAUAUGUUCAUAUGUUUGUAUAUUUUCCAUGUCUAUUGUUUACAUAGAGGUCCAGCAAGUUAGCAUCACAUUCCUCACCUCAAACUGACACUAUGUACUCUAGGAGCAAGAGACUCCAACUCCCAUGGGCCGGUGCGGCAACAGUUGUCUGUUAUGUCCUGUAGAGGCUAAGCUAAUGGGAGAGGGUAGAACUUAUCCAUAACCAUUGAUACAGGGUCAGAUAUGUAUUCACCCCCUAAUGGUUAAGAUUGGGGUUGGUGUAAUCUGAUCCCAGAUCUGUUGUUUAGGGCAACUUCUACGUAUUCCAUUUCAGGCUCAUUUCCCAUCUGCUCCUCAGCUCCCAGCAGUUAUCCCACACACAGCUACAGAUCCAUUAAUAGCAAGACUCCAGCAGGGCUAUGUCAUACAUCGACUAGGAGAUGAGGAGGCCAGAGAAAGAAAGGAAUGAGAGGGGUAGUGUUACAGUGAUACAAAAGGACAAGAGAGGAAGGUAGUACAACAGUAUGAGUGUGUAAGAACUAUUUUUGUUUACCUGCUAGAAAGCACAGAGCCUCAUGGCUGCCAUUUCUUCACUGUUGAGCAGUGGGUAAAUCUGUAUAGAAUGUGGUAUAGCAUAUUCUGUGUGGAGUGUGAUUGAACAAGGAAGGAUAUAGUAGAAAUAGAGGGGUGAAUGGAACUCUGAUACAACACGAGCUGUACAGAGAAGCAGGCAGACUGACGCUCCCCACAGAAGACCAGCAGAGGAGAAAGUAGGUCUUUCUCUCUGUUUUCCUUCUUUUUUUCCUCUCACAGACCUCUCCUUCACAUCUCUCUCCCUUGGACAUAGAGGGCUUCAAUGCAAGCUGAAGAGAGCGGCAGAUUAAAUGGCAGACAGGAAUGCUCCCAUGUUACAGUGUAGUGUCAAACAGUACUGAAGUGAGGGAUGUGGAUGCCUAUAGGGAAAGGGUUAGGAGUGUGAGUUUUUACAAUCUGUUAUGGUGGGCUUUUUGUUUCUGAGAAAUAUCAAUGUCAAAAUGGUUUGUUUCCACAGUUUGGGUCCAAGCACAAAUACACAACCAGCUGUGUAUUAUUUACUGUCUAGAGUAAAGUUUAUUUUGGGAUUUGUCUGCAGCGUUAAUUAUUUUUUUCCUGCGAAAUCCUUUAACAGUUCAGCUGAGAUGACUGGGUGGUGUGUGGUUAACAUGAGAGGGGGGGGUGUAGUGCUGUUACGUGUGCUGUAGGGAUGGAGAAGUUGCCCGCAGCUCAAGGGUCAGCUUAAUUCCCUUUAAAUCCAAACUUUAACCAUUAGGGGAAAAUGUAAAACUGACCUUAGAUCAGUUUCUAGAAGAGACAUCUACCUACUCUAUAUGGCUCAGUUUGAGAGUGAUGUUUGAUGUGUUGACGACGUCACUUAGCUUUGUCCAUGUCCCAUGACCUGUGGGGUGUGUCCAUGUGCUAUCCCUCUACCUCCUGUACUCCAACCCCAAGUGAGGACCCACCCAUGUUACGUGACCCGGGUUUGAACUAUGACCUCUGAAUUGAGUGAUGUGACCUGAGUCUCAGCCAGAUAACCAAUAAACACACUGCCCUUUUUAUACUCUGCCCCUCGGUUCACUUUCAUUUAUAUAAACAUGGUUUCAGCUAAAUGUGGUGUAUGUGUGCCGGGCCAGGAGUUUCUACUUACCACAACCUGUUAAAUGUCCUGGACAGGGCAUGUGGUUAGGAAAAAUGUGUAUGUGCGUGCUUAAACUAGUGUUAAUACACUUUAGGUAUGGAUUGAUCUGUAAUCUUCCUACUGAAAUAAAACCUACUUGAAUUGUU
Messenger RNA from Salmo salar (Atlantic salmon), 6191 nucleotides. Lineage: Eukaryota; Metazoa; Chordata; Actinopteri; Salmoniformes; Salmonidae. The record is from RefSeq and is a predicted model, not a curated record.